Molecule: messenger RNA, 296 nt
Organism: Staurois parvus
Lineage: Eukaryota; Metazoa; Chordata; Amphibia; Anura; Ranidae
Source: the annotation of a GenBank genome assembly
UGGUCAGAGACUGCAGACAUGGUACAGGAGAUGGUCAGAGACUGCAGACAUGGUACAGGAGAUGGUCAGAGACUGCACACAUACUAGAGGAGAUGGUCAGAGCCUGCAGGCAUGGUACAGGAGAUGGUCAGAGACUGCAGACAUGAUACAGGAGAUGGUCAGAGAUGCAGACAUGAUACAAAGAUGGUCAAAGACUUCAGACAUAAUACAGGAGAUGGUCAGAGACUGCGGACAUGGUACAGGAUAUGAUCAGAGACUAUAGACAUGGUACAGGAGAUGAUCAAUACAACUACAGA